AUGCUUAUAAGAAGAUUAAGCAAUGCUGUGCUUAAGUAUAGAUUUUCAAAAGAAGUAGAAUCUUAAGGUAUUCAGAGGAUAAGGGCUCCAUUUGGAUUCACUUAGGUAAAUUGUUUGGUUCUUCAUCCAAUAUUUUAUCCAAAUAAAGGUCCAGAAUUGGAAUUAUAUUUGGCAGAGGAAGCAGUAGGAUUAUCAAAAUCAUUAAAUUGGACACUGGAGAAAGGACCUUUUUGGAAGGAGGAAUAUACAGAGAAUAUACGUAGAAGUUAAGGAAGGAAUCCAAUAUAAGCAAAGGUAGAAAAUAAAGAGGAUGAAUUGAAAGCAGAAGGAUGGGAGCUUUCAGGAAAAGCACAUUUAAGAAAUGGGGAAUAUGUUUAUAUACCAUUUUUAUCUGGGACAUAUGAUGAUGGUUAAUUAUUAGUAGAUUUAUCAUCAGAUGAUAGUGGUGAUGAUUUAGGACAUGAAUGGAAAAAUAAAAUAAUUAGAAGUUCUAUAGCAAAAUCAUCUUUAGUUAAAGUAAAGAGAAUUCAUUCUUCUACUUUUUUUACAAAAGGGAAAGUAGCUAUGUUAGGUGAACAUAUAUAUGAUAAAAAGAUAAAUGCAGUAUUUAUUAAUCAUGAAUUAACUCCUUUAUAAACAAGAAAUUUAGAGAAAGUAUGGACUUAAUAUGCAAAAGGAGAAAUAGCAACUUUUAGAAGAAGUGAAAAUCCUGAUGAUAGUGAUAUAGCAACAGAUGCUGAAACAGAUAUAGAAUAUGAAGAUGCAUAUGUAAAAGUAUUUGAUAGAUUUACAAUGAUAUUAUAAAUAUUUGCAAAGAGAUCUACCUAAGGAGUAGCUAGAUAAUAAAUAGAAUUAUCAUUUCUUAAAUUUGCAAAAACUAAAUUAGUAAGAAGUGGCAGUGCAUUUGCAUCUCUUUCAUCAAUAUUUUUAGGAGAUUUAAUGAUGGCAAAAGAAGUUUAUUUGGAAGUUGUAUCUGCAAAAUAAAGAAGAGCUUUAGGAAAGAUGAGUGGAUCAGGAGAGAGUGAAAUAUAGAUAUAAAGAAGAAAGAUAGAUGAAAGGAUUGCUAAAGUACGUAGAUAAAUUGAAGAAGAAGGAUAGUAGAGAGGAAAAUUGAAAUAAAAGAAAUUAAUACAUACUAUUCCAAGAAUAGCUCUAAUUGGAUAUACAAAUGCUGGUAAAUCAUAAUUAUUAAAUUGUAUAUUAUAAAAAGAAGUAGUUGAAAGUAAGGAUCUAUUAUUUUAAACUUUGAGUACGACAUCUAAACAAAUUCGAUUAGCUUCUGGAUAGAAAGCAAUAAUGUUAGAUACAAUAGGAUUUAUAACAGAUCUUCCACAUGAUUUAGUAGAAUCAUUUAAAUGUACAUUAGAAGAGGUAUCAGAUGCUGAUAUUGUAUUACAUAUUAGAGAUAUAUCUCAUCCUUGUACAGAAUAAUAAAAGUAAGUAGUACUUGAAGUCUUACAUUAAUUAGGAUUUGAUGAAUAAUUUUAUAGUACAAAAAUGGUAUAUUAGUUUUAUUUAUCUAAUUUAGAUUGAAGUAUGGAAUAAAAUUGAUUUGAUCAAGAACCCAAUAGAUUUAAAUUAAAUUGAACAAUAGAAUUAUCCUAUUGUUCCUAUUAGUGCCUUGUAGAAUACAAACAUCAAAAAAUUAUUGUAAAUUAUGGAAGACAAAUCAAAUAUGAUUAUGAACAAACGAACAUAUAAAUUGAAAUACAAUAUUGAUGAUCAUUCCUAAAGAUUGAAAUGGCUAUUUGAUAAUGGUAAUAUCUCAGGAAUCCAUAAUGAAGUUCACAUUACUCCUAUUAAGAAAGGAGAUCCUACAUUUAUUGAAUUUGAUGUCAUUCUUGAUGAAAUUACAUUUAAUAGAUAUGUAGCCACAUUCACACCAGAAUAGAGAGUUAAAAAAAAUAAGGGAAUGCCACCUCCUAAUUGGUGA
This is a messenger RNA of Paramecium sonneborni, 1933 nucleotides long. The record is from the annotation of a GenBank genome assembly. Lineage: Eukaryota; Ciliophora; Oligohymenophorea; Peniculida; Parameciidae.